AUGUCUAGUCCACGCAAAUUUGCAGAGAAAAUUGCCUUGAUACAACAAAAACAAGCAGAAGGUGACGCAGCUUUUAAUACAAUUAUUUAUGAAGUUGAAGCUGCUAAACAGAGAGCUGAUCGUAUAUCAUCAACAAACAGUAAAUUAGAUGUACCGACACGCAAAUAUGACAAACCGUUUGAAAUUUAUCAGGAAUCAAAUGGAAUGAAUAAUUCAGAUAAUCAUAAUACAAAUAAUUAUGAGCCUCAACAAAUUAAAAUGGAUAGCUCUAAUGACUCUGAUCGACUUUUACAGUUGCCUGACAAUUCAUCAUGGCGACGGACUCAUUCGGAUUCAUCUCUUCACCAUACUAUGAUGCCAAGUGUUGCUGCUCAUUAUCAUGCACGAAUGGAUAAUGAUAACAAUGGUCAACCAUCAAACUAUGAUAUGAAUGAUAUCAAAUAUGAUUCAUCGUCCUAUUCUUCACAUCAGCAUCUGCCUCCUCAUUUUCAAAUUUCAAAUUCUCCCUUUCAACAACAUCAACAUUUUGAUUUUAACCAUAAUUUAAAUUAUAACUAUAUGAACGGUCGAUCAAAUGUUGCCUAUCCUUUGCCACAAAUACCUACACCAAUAGCACCAACAACAUCAUUGCCAACGCAACCAGCUCCUUCGUCACCAUCACCUCAUACUCAUACACUUUUAGGACCACGUUAUAGUGGUGGUUCAAAUGUUCUGAUGUUACCUCCAAAUCAUCAUCCACGUGGUGGUUCAUUGCCAGAUUUACGUACAGAAAAUGCAUUUCAUCAUCAACAAGUUUCAUUUUCAACGACACCUUCUCCACCGACAACAACUGCACAACAUUUUUUUCGUUCAUCUUCAUUACAACAGAAUGGUGACGUUGAUCUAUAUGCUUUGGGUCCUCAACAACAAUUACCAUCAAAUAUCGGACCAUUGAAACAAAGUCCAAGUAUUCGUCGACGUCAUAGCCCAAUCGGUGAAGUUAAACAAUCAUCACCUCGUCGACAAAAUUCACCGUCGCCUGAUGUUUCUUCAAAUCAACAAACUCUCUAUCGUGUUGAACCAUCAAGUCCUCAAUCUCAAUCAAGUUAUUCUCCUCAAAAUUCUCCUCAUCUAUUACCAAGUCCUGGUAAUGAUCAUAGUCCAUUUUCACCUCAACAAUCAACAGACAAUAAUACGAAUAAUCAACAGCCAUAUUUUACAUUACCAACUCAUUUUGAUCAGAUUACAUUGGAUAAUAAUUUUUAUCCUCAACAAUCAUCACCAUCACCAUCGUCAUCAACAAAUCAAAAUUCAAAUCAUCCAUCAUCGUCAACGUCAAUUUUAACAUCAUUAUCAAAUGAUGUCAAUGGAAUGCAUUUAAAUUAUUUUCGACCACAAAACUUUUACCCAACCUUUAUAAAUGACACAUCAUCAAGUUAUUGUCAAAACCAAUCAACAGUUAGUGUGACAGCUAGUGUUACGCAAAAAAGUCCAACUAUUCCGAAUAUAAUAUUAACUGACGUUGAUAGUUCAAAAUUGGAUCUAUCGAAAGAAUUAGCAAAUGAUUUUACGCAUGCUUUCGAUAGCUUGAUUGGUCCAAAUGAUUUACAAUUAAAUGCAGAUGACUUUUUGCUCAAUGUGCACGACCUGUCUAUGGAUCCACAUAUAUGUGAUGAUUCGUUUCGCAUGGAAAAUUAA
This is a messenger RNA of Rotaria socialis, 1677 nucleotides long. Lineage: Eukaryota; Metazoa; Rotifera; Eurotatoria; Philodinida; Philodinidae. The record is from the annotation of a GenBank genome assembly.